Molecule: messenger RNA, 435 nt
Organism: Brienomyrus brachyistius
Lineage: Eukaryota; Metazoa; Chordata; Actinopteri; Osteoglossiformes; Mormyridae
Product: cytochrome c oxidase subunit 8B, mitochondrial
Exons: 2
Coding region: 140-343 (67 amino acids)
Biological process (GO): mitochondrial electron transport, cytochrome c to oxygen
Cellular component (GO): mitochondrion
Source: RefSeq, a predicted model, not a curated record
CUUAUAUUACACUUGGUAGAUAAAUGCUAAGCUGUUUUUGAAGGGCAUUGAAGCUCUCCGACAACUGGUGAAAGCUGCGAUCCUUCACGCUUCGGCCUUGGGUGUUAAAACUGAGCGAGAAACGCUACUGAGAAGGACCAUGUCUGCGUUCAGUCGCUCCUUCAGCUUCAUCCGACCUACCCUGCGAUCCCUGAUCACCUCCAAAGCCAGCAUUUCGUCCAAACCUGCGAAACACAACUUAACAGUCGCUGAGCAAACCAUUGCAAUGGUUUCCUUGUUUGCUGCAAUCCUGGUCCCCUCAGGAUGGAUCCUGAGCAACUUGGAGGAGUACAAAAAACGCUGAGGAAAUAUGGAAUGACGUGAACCCCAACAAGAUUUCUCCAAUAAAAAAGCGAAUGGUCAUGCACCAAGUUUCUAAUAAAUGCUCAUAAAUCA